AUGAGAAUUACCACAGCGUUGUUAGUACUACAAAUCGUACUGCAACCCUGUGCCUGGUCAGUGAAUUUGGACAUUGCUGCCAUAAUAAAUCCUGAAUUUAUUCUGGAAUCCUACCCGGAAUGUACUUUAAUUGGGCGUGUAUAUAGAGCAAAGAAUAAGCUUUCAGUUUACAAGGUAUUACAUAGGGGAGGAGUCCUGUGGACCAAAGAAGAGAACGAGGAAUGUAUUAAUGUACAAGUCUUUUACAGGGACAAAGUGCCUCUCUUCCUCCACAUUGUAUUCGCAAGAGAUAAUGCAUUUGAGGAUGCCUAUUAUGUCUACGGGAAUAAAUGGGAAGCAUGUACGGAAAAUGCAUUCAGAGAGGCACUAGAAAAGGAGAGAAUACAGACCUUGAAGAUCGACUCUCCUAACCCAUUAUUGGAUAUUUGUUAUAGUUAUGGAAACCCAGUCUAUGAUAAAAUCUUUACGUCAAAAAGAAGAUGCAAAAUAACAAGAGUGGAGGAGAAUGGGAAUACCAUAUGGGAGGCUAAAGAAGGGGAACACCUGUCACAUUCUAGGCUGUUACUGGAGAAUAAUAGACCAAAACUCCUUACUGUUAACUAUUCAAAUGUUGUAGAAUUUUUUGAACUCUCAUACGGGUUGUGGCAAAGGAUCGAUGGGAAUAAAUUUAAAUUAAAAUCACAACUAAUAGAACUCAAGGUCAGAGCUGGAAACUCCAUUAUUGACAUAAAUAAUAUAGAAAAUGGCACUGAUUACAUAUCUGAAUACCAAUGUUUUAAUUGUUCUGCAAUACUAUUCACUCCCAAAGAGGAUGUCAAUAUCAUAGUUGACACAGAUACGAUUAUUUGUAAAAUGUCAAAGAAUUCAAAGCUAAUUCAAGUUAUAGUCCAUAGAGAAAUAUCAUCUAGUUUAAUGAGCGUAAAGUAUGAAAAACACAAUGAAAAAAUUCAUGCAUGUUUUGUGAAUGUUUAUGGUUCGUGGGAGAAGGUAACAAAUAAUAAUCCGAGAAUAUUUAAACUAUUCAACCACAAGACCGUAAAAAGUGUAGCUUUAAAUAUUAGUGAUCCACACGAUAGCACAUGCAAUAUAGAGUAUAAAGGAAAUCCAAUUUACAGAAAGGUUUUCCGUCCCAAGGAGGCCCACAAAGUUAUCAAGAUUAUUAGUGAGAAAUAUAGCAUUUGGGAAUCCGAGGGAAUUUAUCAUCUUUUAAAAGCUGCUUUAUACUUUAAUAGUGAUAAAAUGACAUUGCUCUAUAUUAAACAUACGGGUGGAAAAGUAUAUUACAAAUUCUCCAACAGGAUUUGGAAGAAGAUAAGAAGUAUAAGCUUUAAAAAUAGGAAUAAUAUGCUAAAAAUGAAAGACACUAUCAAAGGAGUAGUUAAACAUGGUGAGAAGAAGGUAAAUUUUUAUAAUGGCACUUUGUUAGAACUAUACCAAAAUGACUAUUUUGAUGCGCAUAUGCACAUGUAUCACUUGUAUCAUAAAAAGGAGCCGGGUGUUCACGAGUAUCUCGUAAACAUGCUAUACACUAAGCGUAACAACGAUGAAAUAUCGUUUUAUUUGCCCCAACUAUGCCAACUUGCAAUAACAAAGUACGGAAAGUCCUCGUUACACAGAUUCCUGCUCGAUAGAGCUUCAGGAUCUAUGCACUUUGCUCUGCAGCUAUCAUGGUUUUACCAGGCUGUAUUGGACGAUCAAAUGUCGAAACAUGACCGGUUAUCCCAAAAGAUCACUCAGGAGACAGAGAUGGCAGUGGUCAACUGUAAACUGAUAACACCGUCAAACUUUGUGAGAACUCAGACUGAUGCUGAAAGGUUAGCGUCCCCUAAUCUACUGGACAGAAGACUCUUUAUCAAGUCGUUGAACAGAGACGUAUACACCGAUGUGAACUCACUACUGGUUCCUCAAAUGCCAAAUUCUCUGGUUCACAACACAUUCACUCUAUCUUGUCCGAACUCCAAGGUUAAACUGAAGGGUGUGCACACUAGACUUGGUAAUCCCCUGAAUCUGGAAACACAUCCUCUCUUUGACUGCAAUGAUGAUGUGUUCCUGGAGUUGCAACGGCUGAUGAUGAAGCAAAGACGUCUCAACUAUUUUAACCUGCUCAACAACUUUGUGAGUCUGAGUAUGGAGGUGUCAAUGUUGCUUACAACCGAGCCGAAGAGAGAUGCCAGAGAACCCCUUUUGAGGGUCUUUGCCAGUGCUUUGAAUGAAUGGAUGUUACUGCGUAGAUGUACUGUUGCAGCCUAUGAAGAGAGCUUUUCCUACACUGGACUCUCUAUCCCGCUAAAGUCCAUAAGUCACCUGAAUGACAAGACGGCGUUCCAGAUGCUUCGCAUAGUCGAAAAUGAAAUCAAGGUUUUCUUCUCCAGAAAGAGAGCUCCUUUUGUCUUUUACAUUGAAUUUGCCAACUUGGAUGAAGACGUGGAGGCUGCCAAGGAGAUGGAUAAAGGCUUGACUGCAAAGAACUUUUACGUCUUUAACUCCAUUGUACAAGACUUGCUAAACUAUGAAAUACUUACUCCAACACAUAUCGCAACAAUUAAGGACCCUCUGGAGUGCAUCCGCUAUGCCCUGGGCAUGCUGCCUCCGGAGAAGAUGACAGCCUACGAUGACGCUGUGCUGGCCAGAGACGAAGAAAGUGCGCAAUCAGAAAUUGCAAGUAAUGGAGGCGGCAAUGAGGAUGAGGACGAUAAAGAUGAUGAAAGUGACGGAGAGUUGAGACGAAGUUCCUCAUGUACUCAGAGCUUUACGACCAACAAGACCAUGCUCAACGCUAGAACCCACUCUACAAGCUCCAAACACCGUGGUCUCAAGGACCUUACUCCUGAGGAGACCAGGGCAGUCAUAUGGCCAGAGACGUUUGAGACGAAGAGGGAGCGUAUUCGCAAGGCAUCUCCGUAUGGACACCUAAAGAGUUGGCAGUUGUGUGCCUUUGUUAUCAAGGGUGGCGAUGAUUUACGCCAGGAGAACAUGGGCCACCAGAUUUUGAGACUCUUUUCCAAGAUUUUCAGGAAGGCAAAACUGCCACUUUGGCUGCGUCCCAUUGACAUUCUGGUAACAGGUUCUAGCUCUGGCAUCAUGGAGUUUGUGCACGACACCUGCUCCGUCGAUGUAAUCAAGAGAAGGUUUAACGCAGAGUCGAUAGCUACGGUGUUUGAGAAACUAUUCGCAGACAACAUUUACGAAGCCAGGAAGAACUUUAUAGAGAGCCAUGCGGCCUACUCUCUGGUUUCCUACCUGUUACAUGUCAAGGACAAGCACAAUGGAAACAUCAUGUUGGACUCCAAGGGACACGCCAUCCACAUUGACUACGGUUACUGUCUGACUAAUUCACCAGGUAACAUCAACUUUGAGGCGACUUCAUUCAAACUCACAAACGAAUACAUGGACGUUAUUGGCGGGGAGUCAUCAGAUAACUUUGCCUACUUUAGGACACUCGUUAUAAACGGACUGUUGGAGGCGAGGAAGCACGUUGACCAGAUUGUCUUGCUGGUUGAGAUGAUGACGUCGGCUAGUAAGAUGCCAUGUUUUGUUGCUGGGACAAUGUACACCAUAGAAGCCCUCAAGGACAGAUUUAUGCUGAACCUAUCGGAAGAAACAUGCAGGAGGAAGAUCAACGAAAUGAUCUAUGCGUCCAUCAACAACUUUAGAGCCGUACAAUAUGAUAACUUCCAACGUCUAACCAAUGGCAUAAUGUAG
Messenger RNA from Theileria equi strain WA, 3702 nucleotides. RefSeq names its product phosphatidylinositol 4-kinase family protein. Gene Ontology annotation, cellular component: cytoplasm; membrane. The transcript has 3 exons. Gene Ontology annotation, molecular function: 1-phosphatidylinositol 4-kinase activity. NCBI's taxonomy places the organism in Eukaryota, Apicomplexa, Aconoidasida, Piroplasmida, Theileriidae. Bases 1 to 3702 code for a protein of 1233 amino acids. Gene Ontology annotation, biological process: phosphatidylinositol phosphate biosynthetic process; phosphatidylinositol-mediated signaling. The record is from RefSeq and is a predicted model, not a curated record.